AUGGUCCUAGUCGAAUGCCAAGAAUGUGGCACGACGUGGCCACAGGAGGAGGGCAAAAACUGCCCGACAUGUGGCACGCUUUCCACGCAGAUCCGAGACGAGGCAUCGGAUGAGGAGGACUACGCGGGCAAGACAGAAGGUGCCAUGAAGUUCGAGAGGCGAUUCACCGAAGGCAACAUGCGAAAGAAGGCGGAGGACCAGGAGAAGAUCGACAGGCAGCGAGCAGCUGUGGCACAGGCAGACGAGGACCCGAAGCUGCGGCUUCGUCGCCUCCGGGAGUUCACGUCCUCCGAGCUCCCCCUGACGCGAGGUGCCAAGAUGCAGUUCAUCUUCCUUCAGAUGCUGCAACUAUCAGGGCCCAUCCUGGGCAUCUCCACUGAUACCCUGCUGCACGCUGGCAAGAUCCUGUGGUUCCAAUACCUGGACCUGCUGUGCCAGUAUGAGGCAAGCAUUCCCGCAGGGCAGAAGCGGCAGCUGCUGCCUGCAAAGCCAGGACCCUGGCGGCGCACAGCAGUGCCUCAGAUGGAUGCCGCGACUCUCCUGGCUCUGCUAUGGAUGGCCCUAAGCAACUGCUUGUACCCCAUCCUUUUCUCCGACUUGACGUAUUUUAUACGGUACGGCUUCUUGCGCAAACUUGGCAAGCACGUCGAAGAGACGCUGAAUCCGACUCAGCGGUGCAGCUCCUGGUAUCGCACGCUGCCAUCCUUCCCACCAUGGCCUCCGGAAAUAGCGGAAGCCGCCGAGCAGCUCACCAGCCUCGGUCUGCGCUGCACGUGGCCCACGGUAAACCAGCUGCUCCCACGCUGCAGCGAGAAGGUGCUGGCCUCCACCAGCUGGCAGGGCCAUCAGGGCCUCAGGCGGGACUUGCUUUCCACUGCAUCAAAGAUGACCUCGGAUCUGCCGCACGGAGCACCAGUGAUCGCCGAAGUCGCGCUCUGCGUUGCAGAGAAUUUGCACCGGAAGCCUUCGCCCCUGCGGCUCGCUGACUCGCGGGGCUCCCGGCCCGAGGUAGCCGCCUUUCUCUUCUCCCUCGGAGCCCUCGUGAAGAUGACGCGCCGAGUGAGCCGCAACGAGCGAGUGCCUCUGCCCGAGACGCGCAGGUGCAGGAAGCGGCGACCAAAGACCGAUGCCGGUGCAGGCAGAGAGGGGCAGACAGACACUGCAAAGACCGACAUCACCGAAUCUUCGCAGAGAGGUGGGGCGGCGUUGGCAGAGAACGCCAGGGAAGCGGAGCCAGUCAUUGAAUUUGAGCUCUCCACAGAAUGGCGGGAUGUGCAGAAUCGCAACAUCCAGCAACAGCUGCGAAAACUGGGCCGCUACAGAGAACACGCUGCGGCGGCACGGAGAGACAAGGAGGACCAUGCGCUGCCGGGUGUCCGGCGCUUGCGGCGGCCAAGGGUAGUAGAUGAGAACGACAGCAUCUCCAGCGACACUGACACAGACCUGCAGCAGCCUCUGGUUGUCAAGGAGGAAGCGAAAGAAGAGCCCGCAGAGGAAGAGGUGCGCCCAAAGCCCGGCGCACGGGCUCGUGGCACGCGGCGAUCACAAGCGGAGGCUGCCAGGGCACGCAGGCGCCGACUGUGGCGGGUGGGGCGUGUCCUCUCCCACCGUCGCCCCAUGCCGAUUGGCCGAAAAUGCACGCCGAUCGGCACGGCGUUUCGGAGGCGGCGCCGCAAGGAGAAACGCAAUAUCUCCACCCGUCGCGAGAUCCUCGCAAGAUUCCUCGCCGCGAAGAAGUCGCAGAUAAAGGUGCCACAGGAACCGAGGUCGCAUGAGGACUGGGAAGAAGAUCGACUCAUGCGCGAGAAGCUGCAGCGCACGCCCUUGGUUUUAUGCUGCCGCCACGUUGCACACUGCCUGGCUGGAGAGCCAAGCCCAGAGUCGGGCGCCAGUGGCGCGCCGCCGCUGAAACGCCAACGGGACGCCUUUGAAAGCCUCGUCCGGCUGUUGGUGCGGACAGCCAGGGCCCUCGCGGAUGCCGUGGAGAAGGUGGAGCAAUGCCACCAUAGGCGCCAGAACAGCAUGGUACAUCUGUCGGCUGCGCCUGGUCAGCCUCUUCCUUGCAGCGACGAUGAUGACGAUGCGCCACGCAUUCGAGUCGUCCACCAUUUCACGCGGCUGAACGGGCACAUUGACACGUCCGGGCUUUAG
Molecule: messenger RNA, 2151 nt
Organism: Symbiodinium sp. CCMP2456
Lineage: Eukaryota; Dinophyceae; Suessiales; Symbiodiniaceae
Source: the annotation of a GenBank genome assembly